UGCAGAAGGAGGAGGUGAUUGUUGGGGAGACCGGGAGCAUAUAAAGGUGGAGCGAGCGAGAGACGCCGCAAGUGGAACAAGGACCGGGAGGAAGGAGCCUCUUCACUUUUACCAUAGAAACACCCAACUUUCUCAAACAACAGUUCAAUGGCUGCCAGCAGGGAUUUGGCUUUUCCCCUGGUGAUCCUUAGCCUGGUUCUCAUCAGAGGUUACUCUCCCCUGCCCGCGACAUCCCGAGUUCCAGAGGAGAAUCCCGUGAGACCUCAGACGCCGCGUGGGUCUGACUUUGACAGCUACGAGUUUCGCACAGAGGAUUACUCUGACAACACGCCCGUCACACCUUUACCAACGAAAAAAGCGUCUCCAGACGGAAAGACCUCCAAGCGAUGUGACUACAACACCUGCCUCGAGAGCCAGACCUCCUGUGCCCUUCUAGCCUCCUCGACCGGGUGCACGUGUCCGGGCUCCACGUUAUUUAACGAGGUCCCGCAGCCUCCCAAACUAAAAUCACUGUCCUUCAACGGCUCGGACGUGGUUGCCCAGUGGUGUGCGCCUCACUCGUACGUCACAGCUUAUGUCGUGAGCGUAGGGGGCGAAGAGAGGCAGGUGUUCACCCAGGACCGCAGGAGCGGCCGUUUGGGCGACGUGGACGACCUGGCGGAGGUUUGCGUGGCGUCGGUGAACGACGCCGGACGCAGCCAGGGGGCCUGUUUGGAGUACCGGUCCACGGACAGCAGCCUGCCUCUGAAGGCCGGACUCGUCGGGGGAGGCCUGGGCUUCCUGCUGUUCUUGGUCCUCGCCGUCCUGCUCUGGAGGCACAAGAGGCAGAGGAAACAGGAGGCCAGCGUCUCCGUGCACGACGCGGCCGGGACGGAGCGGAGACCGGGCGCUCAGUGAGACGAGACUCGGCCCAAGGAGGCUCCUGAUGCGGUUACGUCGCGAUGUCUGCGCGGGUUUUUGGGGGGGGGGGCGAAAAAGACACUCUGGGGAAAUGCGGCGCUCGCCAUGACACGUGAAUAUAUCAGUCCCAACCCAGUUAACAGCAGGACUUUAAGGUUUUUUGUUCAUUCUUUAACACUCUUUGAACUCUUUAACAGAAGCAGCCGUGGUCCUGGGAAGACCACGUUUCUCCAAAACAUCAGCUGCCAUGUUUUCCAGUAAUCAAAUCAGGGUUCUCUUUGUCCAUUUAGCUUAUUAAGUAGAAGCAGGGAGCACAGAUUGCUAAAGUUUCUCUGUAAACAUUUUCAAGGAUGAAAUUAGUUUGUGAUUUCUUUGUGUAGACUGUUUGGAGAGUGCAAAUGUCUUUAUUAUUUGUAAUACAAGAGACAAUGGCUGACAAAGGUUCCAAUGAUUUGGCCUGUUUUUAAAAUAAUUUUGUGAUCUUGUUACAAUAAUUUAAUUGAGGUUAGGUAGCUGUCAGCGGGCCUUCUUUGUAAGAGUAUUUAAAUACAGAGUGAAAUGAUGUACUGAAAAUACUAGUGAAGUGAUUUUUGCGGUUUAUUCUAUUCCGUAUUUAUGAAAAAGAAAACGGAAGUCUGGAGCGCACAAAACAAAACUGAAACUACUGAUUAAGAAAGGUAUUUUAACGGUUAUUUAACAUCUUUUGGAUGGGCGAGUCGUGUCAUCGUACUGGAUGAGCACAAGUGUUCACAGCCUUUUCACCGGAUAUGGAUUUGGUGACGCUGGUCCCAUUCCAGUCCAGACUUCCAGUCAUCCAGCACUGAACUGGUACGAAGCUUCAGGCUGGGGGGUUUUUGUGUUAAAAAAAAGAGAAGAAAGUCCCAUAUUUACCCCCCCCCCCUCCUCCCUCCUUUAUCUUGUGUUCAAGCCUGCAUCUGCAUGUCUUGCAGCCAUGUUAUAAUUCCCUUUUGCUCCGGUUGAUGCCACGGAGUCGUUCCACUGCUCCUGGCCCUCGUUCUCCCUGCAUCACUUACAUCGCUAAGAGUUGCAUUUGAAGUCCUACAACAUCUGUAAUUGGGAGAAACAACAGAUUGUUCAUUUCAGCGGCUGAAAAUGGCCUCAAGAUGUUGCUCUUACGACACGUAGUCAGCCCGAAGUGCAGUCGCCCUCAAACCAGGAGGGAAAUCUUGGGACAUGUGCGGGCCAGUUUGAGACAAAAUGCAAAAACAGGGGCAUACAAUACUGUGUUUGUUUUAGCAAUGAAUUCUUAAAUCUGCAAAAUGGGUUUGACGGGAACUCCAGGCAGAGCAGUGCAUUUCUGCUGACGGUACUAGGACGGCACAACAACAUGCAGAGGUUUAUUUUAAUACAAAGUGAAUGUGUUUUUUUGUUUUUUUCAAUAAACGUUUUAUUUGUGAAA
This is a messenger RNA of Gasterosteus aculeatus aculeatus (three-spined stickleback), 2320 nucleotides long. RefSeq names its product LRRN4 C-terminal-like protein. The record is from RefSeq and is a predicted model, not a curated record. Lineage: Eukaryota; Metazoa; Chordata; Actinopteri; Perciformes; Gasterosteidae.